Molecule: messenger RNA, 1547 nt
Organism: Trematomus bernacchii (emerald rockcod)
Lineage: Eukaryota; Metazoa; Chordata; Actinopteri; Perciformes; Nototheniidae
Product: caspase-7-like
Exons: 7
Coding region: 146-1318 (390 amino acids)
Biological process (GO): negative regulation of extrinsic apoptotic signaling pathway via death domain receptors; proteolysis
Molecular function (GO): cysteine-type endopeptidase activity
Source: RefSeq, a predicted model, not a curated record
UUUAAUUCAAAGUCAAGUUUUAAAGGAGUCACAUCUCCGAACAGAGGAGCGGAAGACACACACUCUUGCAGCCGAAAAACAGCUCCUAUUCUCGGAUACAAACCCCCCAGAGGAGCCCGGUCCAGGUUUGACUUGCAGAUUCAGCAUGGCAGCCUACGACAUUUUGAGAAGUAAUAAGACAUCCAUUGUGGAAACUUUGGGUGCAGACCACACGCUAAUCCUCAUCAAAGCUUAUGAAAAGAAGUUGAUGACUGCACGUGAGUACAACAAACUGAGAAGCAUCGACAAACUAGAUGCAGAGGGCCAGGUUGGGUGGUUGGUGAAUACGAUCAUGAACAAAGGAGAGCCGGCCUGCCAAUUCUUCCUGAACCUCCUGCAAACUGAUGAGGAGAUCCAGGAGACUUACCCUGAGCUGGAGAACAUACUGGAGAACACCGAUAAUCAGCCAGAAAGCGGAGAGGAGGACCAGCAGUACGAGUGGAAGAGCCAGCCCACCGGCCUCUGCCUGAUCAUAAACAACAAACAUUUUGUUGGUGGUAACGUGAGAUAUGGAACCGAUAAAGAUGCUGAAAGCUUGGCAGAGGUGUUCAGCUGGCUGGGGUUCAGAGUGCUGAUGUGUAAAGACCAAACCAAGGACCAGAUGGAGCGAACGCUGAAAUGCUUUGCUUCUCAGUGCGACCUUUCUCAGCUGCAGGAGUUCAAGGUCCAGGUCCAGGAGUGGACUGGAAGCAGAUUCACCGAUCUUCGAGAGGCUCCUCAGCAUGGCGAUGCCUUCAUCUGCUGUCUUCUCAGUCACGGAGACAAGGGUGUUGUAUCGGGGACUGAUUGGAAGUCCCUCCCUAUCAAACAAAUAACGAGAACCUUCAUGGCAACUCCUCAAUCUCCCCUCACUGCCAAGCCCAAAGUGUUCCUGAUCCAGGCCUGCCAGGGGCGGCAGAUACAUCCUAUGGUGGUAUCAGAUGAUCUGCAGGCUGAUGACUCUGACUCGACACAGCAGGCUGAUGGCUCUCCCUCGAAAUUCAUCCCUCAGGAAGCAGAUUUUCUAGUUCAUUGUUCCACUGUUGAAGAUUAUUUUUCUAUAAGAAACCAAGAGGUGGGGAGCUGGUUCAUCCAAUCUGUCUGUAACCAGCUAAUAAAGGGCUGUCAGAGGAAUGAAGAAAUUGAAGUCAUACUCCGCCGCGUGAACAAGGAAGUAGCCAGGAAAGACAGUGAUUUGAGAUGUGAUCCGGAGUCUGGUACGAGCUGUGGUCCAACAACGCAGAUGCCUGCAAUUUGGCACACCCUGAGGAAGCGUCUUGUGUUGACUCCUCGCAACUGAAGCCUCAUCGCCAAACACACAAUACUCACUGACUGAGGGCACCUGGCCGCCGGCACCUGAGGAGUGAAAGGCCCGAGCCAGAGUCUCUCUCUCUGCUGAGGAUCUGUUUGGAGAGCAGCUAUCUGAUUCAUGCUUUGGUUUACCUUCAUCUUAGUUUGGCACACACACACACACACACACACACACACACACACACACACACACACACACACACACACACACACACACA